AUGUUUGGUGCCGAAAUUCCUCUCAAAGCCCAAGAACAUGAUAUUGAGGAAACGAUAAAGAAGGAACAGUCCUUCUCAGUUUUGAGGUCAUGGUCAUGGUUUCCAAAUUAUUCCAACGUGCCCAAGGGGGAGGUAAAACAGAUAAAGACAGGUCUCGAGCCUGCUCGCAGAUGGAUAAAGGGUGUUGUGCUCUGUUCAAGGAUUGUUGGUGGAGUGCUUGCUUUGAAUAUUAUUCUCACUGUCAUCGCUGCUGGUCUGGCGUAUUCAGGGGAUAGCGAGGAGACGUUCUCCUUCGCUUCCCUCUAUACGGGAAAGUGCUCGACUUCUAAGAAUUGGACCACAGGCUUGCACCUCUUGAUCAACAUCCUCAGUACUGCCCUGUUAGGGGCGAGCAACUACUGCAUGCAAUGUCUUGCUGCCCCUUCACGAGAACAGGUGGAUAAAGCACACAGUCAAAAGACAUGGAUUCGAAUCGGUGUCCCAAAUAUCAUGGACCUUCUUCGCUAUCAAACAGGCAAGCGACGCAUUCUGGGAUCGAUUCUACUGAUCACCUCGUUGCCUAUCCAUUUGAUUUAUAAUUCGGCUGUCUACUUCUCCAUUGGACCAACAGAGUAUUCGGUCGUUGCAGCACAGGAUAAGCUUAUUCAGGAAUACGGUAAUUCUACAGAAUUCGAGCAAUGCUUCACCCAGAACGUCGGGAUUGAUAUACAGUCAUUCAAUGCUGCGAUACGUGAUGGGACUUUCAACACCCUCUCCAAAGAAGAAUGUGUUGAUAUAUUUGCUCAAGACUAUGCAUCCGGGUACGGAUUGGUUGUUCUGGUGACCAAGGAUUCACUGCCUCAAAAUGAUUCCGUUGCCUGGAUAGGGACUGGAAAUAGCCGAAGUUUGGCGAGUGGCGACAGUCAAUACAGCUGGUUGUGUGACCAACAAUACCCUUGCACCAAAAUCAUGGCUGAAGAAAAAGCCCAUAACUGGUCCUUACACUCAUUAACAUGGUCACGUCCUACCAUCCAUCUGUCGGUGCCUAUCCCAGGCGGAAUUUAUGAGAGCGGAGAAUGGUUGGAUGUCGGGCACUACGGCGUUCCCGAUACCGAGGACUACAACCAUCUUGAUGAUAUUCUAGAUAAAUACCCUUCCCUGGAGGAGUUGCAAGCCAAGCUAGAUAAUUCUUCUGGCUGGGUUAACAGUUCAUUCCCGGGUAGUGUGACGGUACGUAAAGGUGAGCCUCAUUGCACAUACCCGAGGGUUUUCGGUGAACAGACUUCACAGUCAUAUUCAAUCGAUCACUGCAUGACUUUGCCAGCCAAGGAAACUUGUCAGCUAUUCUUCAGCCCACCAAUCUGUCUAGUCGUAAUUGGCUGCAACAUAAUCAAGCUCAUCUGCGCGCUGUUAGCGGCGCGUGAGGACAGAAAAGACAUUUUCCUCACUACCGGGGAUGCGAUUGCAUCUUUUCUUACCAAGCCGGAUCCAACUACUGUGGGAGCCUGUCUGCUGUCCGGGCCUCUAGUUAACAAGAAAGCACACGGAUGGCGGAAAUACAAGGGCCGUGAACGCAAAUAUUUGGAUCCUUUAGACCCCAAGCAAGAGAUUCCGCUUCGCUUGCCUUCACGAAAGCGAUGGUGCCAAGCUGCGAGUAUAUCACGCUGGGUAUAUACGAUUCUUUUAUUCGUGUGCAUUCUGAUCCCAUCCGUCAUUGUUCUGCGCCUUGGAAUUCUCAACUACAACAAAGUUUCCAAGUCGAAGAACAUAUGGAAGUCUGGCCUGGGAGAGGCAAGCCCAGCGACUACACUAAGCGGCUUGAGCAUUCCUGCUACCGCAGAUGGGAUAUUUUCCAUGAUUUUCAUGGCCAACAUACCUCAAAUACUGGUCUCACUGGCUUACUUCUUUUAUAACGGCCUAUUGACCUGCAUGCUCGGCGCGGUUGAAUACGACAACUACGCCAAAGAGCAAAAGCCUCUCCGCGUAUCCUGGCCCCGCGGCGCCCAGCGUUCAACAUACUACCUCAGUCUUCCGUACCGAUACAGUAUCCCGUUGCUGAUAGUCUCGGCUGUUCUUCACUGGCUCGUAUCCCAGAGUUUUUUCUUCGUUCAGGUGAUUCCAUUUGACCGGCACGGAGUACCCCAAACACAUCUCUCAGACGUCUUUGUCCUUGUUACUUGCGGCUAUUCGCCCGUUGCCAUCAUCUUCGGAAUAAUUGUUGGUGGUUUGCUCCCCAUUGUCGCUUUGGGUCUGGGCUUGCGUCGAUUCAGAUCGCACAUGCCGCUGGCUGGACAGUGUAGUGCAGCAAUUAGCGCUGCGUGUCAUCCCAUGACUACUGCGGUUGAUCAUGCAGUAAAACCGGUGCAAUGGGGCGAAGUCCCAGAUAGGGUCUUGUCACAUGGCAUUUUUCCAAACACAGUAACGACGGAUGUUGGGUUUGAAGCUCGGUCGAGGGCUGAAAGUGAUGAGCAAAGGCCGUCUUUGGCCACAGAGCUAGAUAUAGAUGAUCCCAGACCGGUUAGUCUCUUGCAUUGCUCAUUUACAUCGGAGGAUGUUAGUGAGCCAAGCACAUCACGUCUCUAUCUCUAG
Penicillium coprophilum is the source of this 2568-nucleotide messenger RNA. RefSeq lists its product as uncharacterized. The transcript has 3 exons. Lineage: Eukaryota; Fungi; Ascomycota; Eurotiomycetes; Eurotiales; Aspergillaceae. The record is from RefSeq and is a predicted model, not a curated record. The coding region runs from base 1 to 2568 and encodes 855 amino acids.